AUGUCUAUAAAGCCAGCUCUCUCCGGUCGCGCUGCAAAGCUUGAGAAGCUCUUCUACUCGUUUAUCAAAGGCGAUUGCUCUGUGCAGAAUUCGCAAGAGGCCAAACAAUUCUUUGAAGCAGUGGAUGUUGUAUGCGAGCAUACUUCUGCUGUAGCCUGCGUCGAACACAUUAUUGGGAAAAAAGAGGGCUUAAGCACUGUGAGGGUUGCAAUUCGCAGCAACCUUUCGCGUGCAUUCAUCACAACUGCUACAACGGCCUUCCUCAAACGAGUCUUGCAUCAUGAUGUCAAAACCAUCAAUGACGGUCUGUUCCUUGAAAAGCUGCUUGUUGAAAUUCUGUCACCUUCCACCUUCUGGACUACAUUCCUUGGAUUCUAUCAAUGCAACCAACUCGAAGGCGAGACUUUGGUUGCUUUUGCAUCUCUCUGUCUGGAGGUUGUGUCUUCGUCAUCGCCCGACAUCCAAAUCCUUUCUCAUGACGUGGAAUCCCUCAUGAAAAGCUCUCCAUUGACAAAAUCGCCAUUGGAAGAGGUGCGCACCCUUGGUUAUCGCAUCGAGAAGGUGAUUCAGCUACGCAAGGGACAAGCAACUGCAUCGGUUAAAAUGAACUACAGCCCCGGUGGCAGACACGAUAAUGAUUUUGAGGAUUUUCGCAAGAUCUCCAUAUUCCCAACAGCGGAUGAAGUGAGCUCAAAGGAAGAGCCGUUUCUCCAACGAUUGGAUGAUGUAUUUGAGAUUCCAAGAGAGUCCCGUACAAGCAGCUACAUCUCCUGGCUAUUCAGGCUUCUUCGUGAAGAUAUGCUGGCAGAUUUGAGAGAGGAUCUGCAGAUCGCAUGGGGUCAGAAAAAGGCUAAGUAUAAGCCGCUCUGUUUGCGCGGCCUCAGCUUGGUUGGCUAUGAUCUCGGCGGUUUUCGGGCGAAGCCGUUCACAUUGAUGGUUCAGUGUCGAGAGGGGAUCAAUUUCCCUCAGAAUAAACGAUCCCCUGAAGCCAAGAAGAAAUACCUUGAGGAGUACAAAAACUUUGUGAAGCACAGUGCAAUCGGAGCUCUCUGUUUGGAGAAAGACAUCAUUGCUUUUGGCUCUAUCGUACGAGAUGUGAACGAGCUUAUUAGGGAUCCUCCAGUGGUUGGCAUACAAGUCACCGACAAUGCUGGUCUGAAACUGGCCGUCAAGGCAUUAUUGAGUCAAGACCCCUCCCGUUUGAGGUUUUACGUCGUCGAUACCGCGACGUUUUCCUAUGAGCCAAUUUUACAGCGUUUGAAGGAAGUCACUGAGAUUCCGAUCGAGAAUGCGAUCCUUGAUCCAGCGGGACCUCCAUCGACAUACGACCCUCCUCUAAGGCUACGGGCUUUCAUCCAGGAACUCAAAACUUGUCACCAGAAGGGAUUGGGCGCAGAUUUGGAACCUAAGCUAGGCUUCAAGCGCACUAUACAUAUUCGAGAUGCACAGCUCGAGUCACUAAUCAAGGGUUUGGAGAAUCCUGUGGGCCAAAUUCAAGGUCCUCCGGGAACUGGCAAAUCUUUCAUCGGGGCCAUAAUUGCGAAAAUCCUCAUGGAACUUACGGAAUAUCGAAUCUUGGUUCUCAGCUAUACAAACCAUGCCUUGGAUCAAUUUCUAGAAGAUCUCAUGGAUAAUGGAAUCGAUGGAGGCAACAUGGUACGAAUGGGUUCCAAGGCUACAGCGAGGACCGAUGCGCUGCGAAUCGACAACCUCCCAAGAAUUCCUCAGGAUCGCUCAAGCAAUGAUAACAGAGCGAUGAAAAGUGCUCUGAAAAGUGAACAGCUACGGACGGUGACACGAUUGGACAAUCUUAUACAGUCAUUGAAGUCCAAGGUUCGGUUGCAGGAAAUUCUGGAUACGCUGGAGUUUUCCGUUUCUGGAAUGUGCUACUGGGGUGCUUUCCAACUCCUUGAUGGGGAUCAAAUCGCAGGAAAGAAUAAUAAGCCCUUACAACCUGUCGAUGUCUUUGAUUACUGGUUGGAAGGAAGACACUGGUCAUCUCUGGGCAUGUUGGCGGCAAAUAUUGAUCCUGAACACUAUCCAAUUUGGGAUAUUCCACCAGAACACCGACAAACACUUUAUAACGAAUGGGUGAGCCAAGUUCGUCAAGAACAAGUUGACGAGUUCGCCCAAUUGGCAGAGACUACCAAUAACCUCUACCGGCAGAUCAAUAGCCUGGAAAAUGAAAGCAAGAGAACUAUCGUCAAGAAUAGACGAAUUAUCGGUUGUACUACGACUGGUGCAGCAAUGUACCAAUCUAUCAUCAGAGCGGCCAGCCCAGAUAUUGUUCUUGUUGAAGAAGCCGGUGAAAUCCUAGAGGCUCAUGUCAUCACCUCUCUCAGCCCAUCUGUCAAGCAACUGAUUCUUAUUGGCGACCACAAGCAACUCCGUCCCAAAGUCAACAAUUACAACCUCACCGUGGAGAAAGGCGAAGGAUUCGACUUGAAUGUGUCACUUUUCGAACGCCUCAUUAGGCAGGGUCACCGGUUUGCCGUCCUACAAGAACAGUUCCGUUCUCAUCCUGAUAUCUCACAAUUUGCUCGUCUUUUAGCAUACCCUGAACUAAAAGAUGUACCAAAAACGCACCACUAUAAGCCGAUACGUGGACUGCAAAAGAGAGUUGUUUUUGUGCAUCACGAACAUCCAGAAGAGCAGUUAAAUAAUGUUUCUGACCGGAGGGAUCCGACAUCAAAAGCCAGCAAGAAGAAUGCAUUUGAAGCAGAGAUGGUCUUGAAAACGGUCAAAUAUCUGAGCCAACAAGGUUACAAGUCCGAGGAUAUGGUCGUUCUCACUCCGUACAUGGGUCAGCUUUCAUUGCUGAGACAAACGCUGAGUGAGAUAAAUGACCCAUAUCUGAACGAACUGGAUACCCAUGACCUAGUGCGCGCCGGAUUAAUGACACAAGCUGCCUCCAAGGCUGCCAAAGCAAAACUGCGAUUGUCAACAGUGGAUAACUAUCAGGGAGAAGAAAGUGACAUUGUGAUUAUAUCAAUGGCCAGAAGCAACAAAAAUGGCGACAUUGGCUUCCUAGUCGCAUGCGAACGAUUAGUGGUGCUCAUGUCACGAGCGAGAAAAGGAAUCAUUUUAUAUGGAAAUAUGAACACCUUCCUGGCUAGCAAAAAAGGUGGUGAGCUCUGGAAGAAGUAUUUUGAUGCCAUGAAGGAGAAAGGAUUCUUGUUCGAUGGAUUACCAGUUCACUGCGAACAACAUCCGGAUCGACUUUCUGUUCUCCAAAAACCUCAAGAUUUUGAUCAGCACUGUCCUGAUGGGGGCUGUGCAGAGUCAUGCGGCGCUGUUCUUGGCUGUGGGAAGCACACAUGCGAACGCAGAUGCCAUCGAUUGACGGAUCAUUCUCAAGUACCAUGCACGAAAAUGAUGAAGAAGACAUGCGAACGAGGCCACAACAUCAAAUAUCUAUGUGGAAAAGAGAACCAAGGCUGUAAGUCGUGCGCCAAAGAAGACAGAGAAAUGCGACGAAGAGUCCAACGAGAUCUGGAUAUGGAGAAAAAGCGACAGGAGCGACAGGAUAGAUACCAGCGUGAUUUGCAAGAAAUGGAUGAUGAGAUUGAUCAUCAUCGGCGCAUUAUGAAAUAUGAGCAGGAGGAGGCGGAUCAAGCAAAAGAACUUGCGGAGAAGAAAUCCCACCUUGAGAGCCUUAAACAAACAAAAGCCAGAAUGGAAGCCUCAAAAGCCGCUGCCAGCAAACAAAAGACCGCCAGCGAGAAAGAACAAGAGAAGAGCCAACAGAAGCAACCGUCUACUAAUUAUGCGGAUCUGGAUCUCCCAGCACAGGAAUGGGAGGACAUGAAGCGAGAUGAUGGAGCUCACAACGACGCUUUGGAUGAUCUCAUGGGACUCAUUGGUUUGGAAUCAGUGAAGAGGGAAUUUCUCUCAGUCAAAACCAACGUCGACAUCAAAAUUCGCCAAGGGGUGGCUCUCUCCGAUACAAGGCUUAGUUGCUCGCUCCUUGGAAAUCCUGGAACAGGCAAAACGACCGUGGCCCGUAUAUGGGGAAAGUUCCUCACUGGAAUAGGAGCUAUUCCUGGCGAUUGCUUCAAAGAAACCACAGGAUCAAAACUCGCAAACAUGGGUGUCAAAGGUUGCGAAGAUCUGCUGGAACAGAUCAAAGAGGAUGGUGGUGGCGUCUUGUUUAUAGACGAAGCCUAUCAGCUUUCAUCCGGAAAUAGCCCAGGCGGCAAAGCAGUCUUGGAUUAUCUUCUUGCCGAGGUUGAAAAUCUUCGGGGAAAGGUCGUCUUCGUACUUGCUGGCUAUUCCAAGCAGAUGGAAUCUUUCUUUGCGCACAAUCCCGGAUUUCCCAGUCGGUUCCCCAUUACGAUGAACUUUGAAGACUAUACCGACAAGGAGCUGCUACGGAUUCUUAAGCGUCAGGUAAAUCGGAAGUACAACAACCAGAUGGAAAUUGAAGAUGGUCCAGACGGUCUUUACUUUCGAAUUGCUGCCCGCCGAGUUGGACGAGGUAGAGGCAAAGAGGGAUUUGGCAAUGCACGAAGCAUCGAGAAUUGCCUUGCCCGCAUCGAAAAGAGGCAGGCAAACAGGAUUAGACUUGAGCGUCGGGCCAAAAAAUCUCCCAAUGACUUCCUCUUUACCAAAGAAGACAUUAUCGGCCCAGAGCCAUCACUGUCUUUACAGAGCUGCAAAGCAUGGAAAAAGAUGAAUGAGAUGAUAGGCCUCAAAGAAGUGAAAGAGCAAGUGAAAAUCUUACUCGACUCGCUGACGACUAACUAUGAACGUGAACUUGCUGAAGAGCCCCCGAUGGAGUUCACUCUCAACAGAGUUUUCCUUGGGUCACCUGGGACAGGCAAAACGACGGUCGCUAAGCUGUAUGGCGAGAUUCUCGCAACCCUUGGCCUCUUGUCCAAUGGAGAAUUGGUAAUGAAAACCCCCGCAGACUUCAUCGGCUCUCAUCUAGGGCAAUCCGAAUCUCAAACGAAAGGAAUUCUUGCCUCAACAAUCGGCAAAGUGCUGGUGAUUGAUGAGGCAUACGGAUUAUACGGCGGAAAGGGAGUAGCCGAUCCUUACAAGACAUCCGUCGUCGACACAAUUGUCGCAGAGGUUCAAAACGUGCCCGGUGACGACCGUUGCGUCAUUCUCAUAGGCUACCAGGAGCAGAUGGAAGAAAUGUUUCAGAACGUCAAUCCAGGCCUUAGUCGACGGUUCUCGGUGGACACGCCAUUUGUGUUUGAAGAUUUUGACGACGAUGGGCUGAGACAAGUGCUGGAUCUCAAGCUAAAGGAUUCAGGCUUCACUACCACGGGCGAAGGCAAGACAGCUGCACUCGAUGUGCUCAUCAGAGAACGGAACAGACCUCAUUUCGGCAAUGGGGGCGCAGUGACAAAUCUUUUGAGCAAAGCAAAGGCUUCUUACCAAAAGCGUUACUCUGCUGGAAAGAUAAAGAGGAACCAGUUAGAGGCAGCAGACUUUGACGAAGAUUUUGAUAGAUCUACAAGAACGGAGACGAACGUGAAACAGCUGUUCCAAGACGACAUUGGGCGGGAAGAGAUUAUCCAAAAGCUCGAAAACAUUCAAUCCCGAGUGCGACAGCUGAAGGCUCUUGGAAUGGACGUCAAGGAAGAGAUCCCAUUCAACUUCCUAUUCCGAGGCCCGCCUGGUACAGGGAAAACGACCACGGCACGAAAGAUGGGCAAAGUCUAUUAUGAUAUGGGCUUCCUUUCCAAGGCUACAGUGGAAGAAUGCUCAGCUACAGAUUUGAUUGCGGAGUAUGUCGGCCAAACCGGACCAAAAGUUCAAAAAGUUCUUGAAAAGUCGCUGGGGAGGGUGUUGCUCAUUGAUGAGGCUUACCGAUUUGCCGGGAGCGGAUUUGCCCAAGAAGCCAUCGAUGAGCUUGUUGGCCUCAUGACAACACCAAAAUAUCAGGGCAAGCUCAUUAUUAUUUUGGCAGGAUAUGAACACGAUAUAAAUCGUCUCUUGUCCGUGAACGCCGGGUUGACAAGCCGCUUCCCUGAAAGUAUCGACUUUAAGCCACUCGAGCCAGAUGCCUGUUUCCGACUCCUUGCUGACCUUUUGCGAAAAAGGAAAAUGGAGAUCUCAAAGAGCGGCAAGAACAUGGAUAUCAGUUGUUUGGAAAAACCCUCUGCAUUGUUUCUCAUCGAUUGUACUACCAUCCUUGCUGAGCUAUCAAAAGCAGAUGGAUGGGCGAGUGCAAGAGACGUCAAGCAGCUUGCCAGAAACGUCUUCCAAACCGUGAAUUUGGCGUUGCCGUCACUCAAAUUGGAAAAAAAACGAGUCAUCCAGGAGCUAAAUCGGAUGCUACAAGACCGUCAAUCCAGGAUGAACAAAUCCGACUCCCCUGUUCCUAUGGAUGAUGAAGCGGUUGCCUCGUCCGCGCCACCGGGCCCCAGUCGAACCAGUACGAGUACGCAAGCUCAACAAUCGACGACUGUAGAUGAAAGGAAUGAUACAGAUGAGUCGACUGAAGAAGCGAAUAAAGAGCCUGAAUCGCCAGAUGAUGAAGAAUCUCGGCGAGUGGUGCGAGACGCAGGUGUAAGCGAUGAAGUAUGGGAACAGCUGCAAAAAGAUCAAGCCAAGGAAGAGCGUAAAAACGAGGAAUAUCGCGACCUCUUGGAAGCCAGAAAAAGCGCCGAAGCCGCUCGGAAAAAGAUUGUACAAGAAUUAAUCAAGGAAGAAGGGUUAAAAGAAGAAGAACGUCGAAAACUCGAGGAAGCAAAGAAAAAGGCUGGAGCCGCUCGGGAAAAAAUUGUACAAGAAUUGCUCAAGGAACAGGAGUUGAAAGAAGAAGAACGUCGAAAACUCGAAGAAGCAAAGAAGAAGGCUGAAGCCGCGCGCGAAAAGAUUCUACGGCAACUCAUUGAACAAGAAGAAGGGAGAAAAAAGGAAGUAGCGAAACAGGCAAAGAUCAGGGCUCUUGGAAUAUGUCCCGCGGGAUUUAAUUGGAUCAAACAGAAUGGAGGUUACCGGUGUUCGGGGGGGUCGCAUUACUUGUCUGAUGCUGAGAUUGAUAGGCAUAUGCAGUAG
Messenger RNA from Trichoderma harzianum CBS 226.95, 7014 nucleotides. RefSeq lists its product as hypothetical. The coding region runs from base 1 to 7014 and encodes 2337 amino acids. The transcript is spliced from 2 exons. Gene Ontology annotation, molecular function: ATP hydrolysis activity; ATP binding; helicase activity. The record is from RefSeq and is a predicted model, not a curated record. Lineage: Eukaryota; Fungi; Ascomycota; Sordariomycetes; Hypocreales; Hypocreaceae.